Trichomycterus rosablanca is the source of this 1751-nucleotide messenger RNA. It is a transcript of the gene kcnn2, whose product is annotated as potassium calcium-activated channel subfamily N member 2. Gene Ontology annotation, biological process: potassium ion transmembrane transport. The record is from RefSeq and is a predicted model, not a curated record. Gene Ontology annotation, cellular component: plasma membrane; neuron projection; neuronal cell body. The transcript is spliced from 7 exons. Lineage: Eukaryota; Metazoa; Chordata; Actinopteri; Siluriformes; Trichomycteridae. Bases 1 to 1701 code for a protein of 566 amino acids. Gene Ontology annotation, molecular function: small conductance calcium-activated potassium channel activity; calmodulin binding.
AUGUCGGUUGGGAACGCCCCCCCAGUGAUGAAGGUAGCGGGGUUCGGUAGAAGCGGCGGCGCUGGUAUGGAAAACUCAUUGCAGCCGCAGCAGCGCUGUUUCCUCCAGCAGCCGCGCAUCCAGCACUGCGCACCGGAGGAGGAGGAGGAGGAGGAGCGCUCAGCCGGGCGCAGACAGCCCCGCCAGCCCCGCUGCACCUGCCGCGCACAGAACACGCUCGUUUGUCACCGGACGUCGUCUCCAACUCCAGCGGACACUUUAGUGACCAGGACGCCGUCUGCGCCGUCCUCGCCGAGGCAGGGCUGCCGGGUCAGUGUGUGCGAGCUCACGCCUUCCAGUCAUGCUAGUUUAUCCAGGCAUCAGCAGCGUCAGCAUCCUGAGCACCGUCCUCCGGGAGCGGAGAGCGAGCCGGGCGCCGCGGCGAUGAGCGGCUGCAGAUAUAACGGCGGCGUGAUGCGGCCGCUGAGCCGCGCUGGAUCGUCGCGCCGGAACCUGCACGAGUUCGACUCGGAGUCGCAGCCACUGCAGCCGGUGUGUUCGGCCGAGCCGAGAGCCGAGAACCGCGCCAGCGCUCCGGUCGCCUACAGCACGGCGGACGGGACCGGCGGCGGGUCGAGCGGAGGAGGCAAGCAGGGCAAAAAGAAGAACCAGAACAUCGGGGAGAAGCUCGGGCACCGGAGGGCCUUGUUCGAGAAGCGCAAACGUCUCAGCGACUACGCGCUCAUCUUCGGCAUGUUCGGCAUCGUGGUCAUGGUCAUAGAGACGGAGCUGUCCUGGGGCGCCUACGGAAAGGAGUCGUUGUAUUCGUUAGCGCUGAAAUGCCUGAUAAGCCUUUCUACCAUCAUCCUCCUGGGUCUGAUCAUCAUCUACCACGCCAGAGAGAUCCAGCUCUUCAUGGUGGACAACGCGGCGGAUGACUGGAGGAUAGCCAUGACCUACGAGCGCAUCUUCUUCAUCUGCCUGGAGAUCCUGGUGUGCGCCAUCCACCCCAUCCCGGGCAAGUACACCUUCACCUGGACGGCGCGCCUGGCCUUCUACUACACGCCGUCCAAGACGGACGCCGACGUGGACAUCAUCCUGUCCAUCCCCAUGUUCCUGCGGCUCUACCUGAUCGCCCGCGUCAUGCUGCUGCACAGCAAGCUGUUCACGGACGCCUCGUCUCGCAGCAUCGGCGCACUCAACAAGAUCAACUUCAACACGCGCUUCGUCAUGAAGACCCUCAUGACCAUCUGCCCCGGCACCGUGCUGCUCGUCUUCACCAUCUCCCUGUGGAUCAUCGCCGCCUGGACUGUCAGGGCGUGUGAAAGGUACCACGAUAACCAGGACGUAACCAGCAACUUCCUAGGAGCCAUGUGGUUGAUCUCAAUCACUUUUCUAACCAUCGGAUACGGGGACAUGGUCCCUAACACGUACUGUGGCAAAGGAGUCUGUCUCCUCACCGGGAUUAUGGGCGCUGGAUGCACCGCUUUGGUGGUGGCCGUGGUGGCAAAAAAACUGGAACUAACCAAAGCCGAAAAACAUGUACAUAACUUUAUGAUGGACACGCAGCUGACGAAAAGAGUGAAGAACACGGCUGCAAACGUUCUCAGGGAGACUUGGCUCAUCUACAAGAACACCAAGCUGGUGAGGAAGAUGGACCACGCCAGAGUCAGGAAGCACCAGAGGAAAUUCCUCCAAGCCAUUCACCAAGCGCGAAAGUAAGUGCCCAGCGCAUCCGGUUACACACCUGCCGUGUGCAUGCGUCUGAAAGC